Messenger RNA from Melampsora larici-populina 98AG31, 1599 nucleotides. RefSeq lists its product as uncharacterized. Lineage: Eukaryota; Fungi; Basidiomycota; Pucciniomycetes; Pucciniales; Melampsoraceae. The record is from RefSeq and is a predicted model, not a curated record. Gene Ontology annotation, molecular function: transaminase activity; pyridoxal phosphate binding. The coding region runs from base 1 to 1599 and encodes 532 amino acids. The transcript is spliced from 13 exons. Gene Ontology annotation, biological process: biosynthetic process; amino acid metabolic process.
AUGACUUCUGUUCCGGCUACAAAUCCUUUUCUCAGUCACAGAGGAGCUUCUCUUCUUGCUCCAGCAAAUCGAAUUGCAACUCACAUUUCUUCUGCAUUCAAAAGUCUUUAUUCUGAAGAAAACCCCGAUGGGCACAUUAGUUUAGGAGUGGCAGAGAAUUGGUUGAUGCAGGAAUGGUUGACCAAAUACUUCAACUCGCAGUUUGAGCUCGUGCCAGAGGAUUUACAUUAUCAAUCUGUCUUUGGACCAAAUUCAUUCAAACUUGUUCUUCAAGACCUUUUAAACAAAUACUUUCACCCUUCAAUUCCAGUAAAAUCCGAGCAUCUAGUUACUGGCAUAGGUGUAACAGCUGUCCUCGAACAACUACUUUAUUCAUUAUGCGACGCAAAUGACCGAGUUCUCCUUGCAAAGCCAUACUACGCCGGAUUUGACAAGAUAGCCAAACAAAAGCUUGGAAUCGUCUUAGUGGGAGUGGAUGUUCCCGAGGGAAUCGAUCCAAGCUCAGAAACAGCUCUGGAGUCUUUCGAAUCGGCUUAUCAAGAAACAGCGCUGGAGUCUUUCGAAUUGUCUUAUCGAGCCUUGGAGUCUCAAAGUCUGCGGGAUAGUGUGAAAUGUGUACUACUCUGCAACCCGAGUAAUCCAUUAGGCUUUUGUUACUCGAGAAAAGCUUUGAUUGAAUAUUUGAAAUUUUGUGAAAGAUAUAAUCUUCACCUAAUUGUGGACGAAAUCUAUGCUUUCUCAGUCUUCAAUCCUAAAACAAAUCUAUCACUUGAAGAAACCUUAGAAAAUCAAACUCUAACAGAAACAACUCGGGAAUUUGUAUCGGUUUUGACAAUCGAUUGUCUAGAAGAAGCGGGCUGUGAUCCAGGAAGGUUACAUGUUUAUGCCUUCAAAUUGCUACACAGAGCCGGACUUUUAAUAUCUCAACAUAACAAGGAGGUUAUAAAUUCGGUCCAAUCAACAGCAAAUUUGAUGCAAAUACCACGUUCUACAGAGGUAUUAUUGGAAAAACUUUUAGGAAAUCCUACAACAUUGGAUUGGUAUCUUAAGGAAUACGUAGGUGAAAGUAUCAGUAGACUUAAUCCAUAUGGGUAUUUAUUCACUCGAUCAAAACCUAAAACUAAACUACAGGAUGCAUAUGAAUACUCUACGAAAAGAUUGGAUGCACUGAAGAUAGAAUAUCUAAACUCGUGUGCUGGACACUACAUCGUCGUUGAUCUUCGGAGAUGGCUACCUGAGAAGACCCCGAAUGGCAUAGUUCUUGGAACGCCAAUUGAAAGGGAAGAAGCCUUGUUUUUGACACUUUUGAAAGAUUUUGGUCUAUAUCUGUUUAACUUGAAGUUGGACUUUGGUCAAGUUCAAGAGCGGUCACAACUGAUACGAACCACUGAAGAUAUCCGAGGAACGUUACAGGCAAACGUAACAUCCAUCGAAACGACUGCCUCGCCUUUGUAUGUAGUAAACUCCAAUGGGUUCAUGAGUUCUUUGAAAACUUUCAACUCUGAAAGUCGGCGUAUGAACACUCAACUUCAAGUGACGCCAGGUCAUCAUCAUCGUCACCCUUCCAACGAACCACUCUACAUCGUCAAUUUUGUGUAG